GGAAGACCACAGGCUGAAUCUGAGAAAGAAGAAUUAUCUGCAUUAUCUCCGCCACCAAGAUGCUGACUGUGUCUCUACUCGUUUGUGCCAUGAUGGCUCUGGCUACAGCUGAUGACGUAGAUGUCGCUUCCAACAACACAGAUGUCACUUCCAGCUACGAAGAGGGCCCUGCUUGUCCUGCUUCUUGGCAUAAGUACAAUGAUCGCUGUUUCCUCUACGUUCCUAGAACAGUGGAUUGGUCUGACGCUGAGAAAAACUGCCAGUCCUCGAAAGGAAACCUUGCAUCAGUGCACAGUAUUGAGGAGUAUCAGUUCAUUCAGAUGAUAAUCACACAACAGACUCAUGCUAAUCCAAUGACCUGGAUUGGAGGCACUGCCUGCCAGAAGCAUAGUAAUUGGUUCUGGAGUGAUGGCAGACCUUUCUCCUUUACAUUCUGGUGUGCAGGGGAACCCAACAAUGCAGGUGGCAACCAGGGUUGUCUCCGGAUGAAUUAUGGAGAGCACAACUGCUGGGAUGAUAUCCAGUGUUCUGACAAACUUCCAUCUGUCUGUGCCAGAAACCCAUAAGAAUCUCCGGAGCUGACACAGAGAUAAAUUGUGCCUACCACACACACAAACAUCUUCUUAGCGUGUGACAGUGUGGAUUUAUCUGCGUCAUCAGUCUUAUGUGUAAUCAUCUUUAAUUCUCUUUUAGGCUGUAACCAAACUUCCUAACUUCCUGUUUGGCCUUUAAUAAAAGAAGAAUGAAUAUGUUGUGAAAAGAACACUUUUAGCACAAACUAAUCUUUGAUGCACUUUGAAUUAAAACUCUGGAGCAUUGAAACAAGCUAGUCUCAGUCUCUUCUUUUUUUAAUCUAAUCUUGUUGAAUUUCACCUAACAGCAGAUUUUGUACUAUAUGUUAAUGUCACAAAACAGAAAGAAUCUUCACAGAUAGACAUCUGACAAUAGAGCAGGUUGGUUUCCAAUCCCAUUUAGUGGAGAACAAGGGUGUGCUCCCUCCCACGCUGUUUGCCAUUAUUUUUAUCAAUGAUCUAGAAAUUAAGCAAAAGCAAUUGGGAAAAUAAAGGAAUAAUGAAUUAAUUACAUUAUAUAUAAAACAUGUAAAGAUUAAUAGAUAUACUAUUUAUGAUUUAUUUUAUU
Molecule: messenger RNA, 1140 nt
Organism: Perca flavescens (yellow perch)
Lineage: Eukaryota; Metazoa; Chordata; Actinopteri; Perciformes; Percidae
Product: type-2 ice-structuring protein
Exons: 5
Coding region: 60-566 (168 amino acids)
Source: RefSeq, a predicted model, not a curated record